This is a messenger RNA of Vicia faba (fava bean), 684 nucleotides long. The record is from the annotation of a GenBank genome assembly. Lineage: Eukaryota; Viridiplantae; Streptophyta; Magnoliopsida; Fabales; Fabaceae.
AUGCAAAGGAUAUUUUGGAGGAGCGUGGGGUCGUAUGCGAAGCAGCCAUUUUGUAGUCUGAAAUUGAGUGAAUCAGAGUUUCCUUAUGAUUUAAAGAAAUGGUGGUCGGUUGGAUUCCGCAUGAUGUCAAGGUUUGCCACUGGGUUCAACCCUUUGAGAGAGAAGCCGUUAGAUUCAAUUGUGGAUAUUCACAGACUCAAGGAUCGUUAUCCUGAUGAUAUCGCUUCUAUUUGGGAUGAUUACCACAUUGGCAGAGGUCAUAUUGGAGCCACUAUGAAAGCUAAGCUUUAUCACUUGCUACACCAUAGAGCUAAGGAAUGCCGCCAUUUUGUCAUUCCUUUGUGGAGGGGAAACGGUUAUACAACUAUCUUCCUUCAAGUACAAACGCCAUACAUAAUUUUUACAGGUCUUGAAGAUUACAAGGCUAGAGGAACACAAGCAUCACCCUACUUCUCCGUGUGCUUCUACACAGAAUUUGCAGAGAGCAAAGACUUGGUACUUAUCCGUGGGGAUAUUGUAUUUACCAGCAAGUUGACUGACUCAGAGGCAAAAUGGCUUAUGGAAACUGCUCAGUCUUUUUAUUUGAAUGAUGUCAGAUACAAACUAGUUGAAAGGUUCAACAAAGACACGCAUGAUUUUGAGUUCAAAGAUGUCUUACAAGCAUUGGACAUGCCUAUUUUGUAA